CCCCAUAAUUCUACCCCUUGGAAAAACAUGGUCUUUUUCUUAAAGAUUUGCUUUAUAGUUCUACAGAAUUUUUGUUGUGUAAAUGGCAUGUGAGCAUGUUUUGUGAGUGUGUGUGUGUGUGUGUGUGUGUGCAGGUGCAUGUACCUUCCCUUUUUUUUUCACUGCUGAGCACUGGACCAUAGAGCAAAGAGGAUGGAAGGAGCCCCAUCUCAGAAGGCUUUGGGGGCUUCUCGGCCAAUACUUACUGAGCCCUAGCCCACUGCCUGGGACUAUACUAAGCGCUUUUCUGAUAUAGCCUCAUUUAAUCUUCAUAACACCCUGUCGAGUGGGUACUGUAAUUUAUUCUUUUUACAGAUAAGAAAACAGAGGCUCAGAGGAAUUCAGUGACUUGUUUGGUCACCCAGAUGGUAAAUGGCAGGGACAGGAUUUGAAGCUUAGCUAACUGGCCACACAUGGCCUCGGAGCUGCCUCUGAGGGCUGGGUAGUUGUCUCCCCCGCACCCUGUCUGUCUUUGUAUUUUAAGUGUGCUCAGCACAGGGUCAGGCUAAGGACACAGUCUGCCCGUGCCAGCUGAUGCACCGAGGGCAGGUGCUGGCUGUCAUCUUGCUCAGGCAUGGCAUCCGGCUCUCUGGCCUUCUCAGCUUCCUAACCUCCAGAGGAGGGAUUGGAUGCAGUCCCAGCCACCCUCUCCAGGUCUCAUGUGACCACUGGAGCCCUUCCCAAGGCCUCCUUCAUGCCAAGGGAGACAGCAGUGGAUCAGCCUGGGAUGGGAGCCCUGAGGAGUUGGAGGGAGCUGAAGGAGCAGCUUCAGGCCCUUCAGGACAGUGAGCGGGAGCACACGGAGGCGCUGCAGCUGCUCAAGAGACAGCUGGCGGAGACCAAGUCUUCCACCAAAAGCCUGCGGACCACCAUUGGGGAGGUCUUUGAGCGGCUGCACCGGCUGCUGCGGGAACGGCAGAAGGCCAUGCUGGAGGAGCUAGAGGCAGACACGGCCCGCACGCUGACUGACAUCGAGCAGAAAGUCCAGCGCUACAGCCAGCAGCUGCGCAAGGUGCAGGAGGGGGCCCAGAUCCUGCAGGAGCGGCUGGCUGAAACUGACCGGCACACCUUCCUGGCCGGGGUGGCCUCGCUGUCUGAGCGGCUCAAAGGGAAAAUCCAUGAGACCAAUCUGACCUACGAAGACUUCCCAACCUGCAAGUACACAGGUCCCCUGCAGUACACCAUCUGGAAGUCCCUGUUCCAGGACAUCCACCCAGUGCCAGCCGCCCUGACCCUGGACCCGGGCACCGCCCACCAGCGCCUCAUCCUGUCCGACGACUGCACCAUCGUGGCCUACAGCAACCUGCACCCACAGCCGCUGCAGGACUCACCGAAGCGCUUCGACGUGGAGGUGUCGGUGCUGGGCUCUGAGGCCUUCAGUGGCGGCGUCCACUACUGGGAGGUGGUGGUGGCGGAGAAGACCCAGUGGGUGAUCGGGCUGGCGCACGAAGCCGCGAGCCGUAAGGGCAGCAUCCAGAUCCAGCCUAGCCGCGGCUUCUACUGCAUCGUCAUGCACGACGGCAACCAGUACAGCGCCUGCACCGAGCCCUGGACGCGGCUCAAUGUCCGCGACAAGCUCGACAAGGUGGGCGUCUUCCUGGACUACGACCAAGGCCUGCUCAUCUUCUAUAACGCCGAUGACAUGUCCUGGCUGUACACCUUCCGCGAGAAGUUCCCCGGCAAGCUCUGCUCCUACUUCAGCCCCGGGCAGAGCCACGCCAAUGGCAAGAACGUGCAGCCGCUACGGAUCAACACGGUCCGCAUCUAGUGCUGCGGAGGGAGACCGCAGGCCUGAGCAUGGCCACCAGCGAGAGCCCUGCCCCGGAGAGCGGAGGCCGGGACUCCAGCCCAGCCGGGCCAACCUGAUAUCUCAGGCCUGUUGUUUACCCUCAUUUCCCUGUAAAAUGGAGGUUGUGCUCCACGAUUCCGAAGCUCUUCCAGCAUUGAUGUUCUGUAGCUCUGACCUUACUGGGGAUGCAGCUUUGGUCCAAGGGUGUGACACGGCUUCUCCUCAGGGCAGCCCCUGCCCAACCCUCAUGCCCCUCCUCUCAGGGGCAGAGGACUGCGUCCCUAUGUCUCCCUCCUGCCCACAUGCCCUAAGCUCAGUAUGUGUCAGUGGUUGCCAGCAGUUGGCUGCCCGAAAGAGACACAGAACCCUCUUAUGCUUCCAGGCCUAAGACUUGCCCCUGAUCAAGCUAGUGAUGGGCCGUUUUAUCCUCAAUCCCAGCCCACAGUGGACACAGGCGGUAGCUAGUCCCAGGGUUGCCUGAGAACCACCUUCUCCUUCCAUCCCUGUACCAAGAGCUUCAUGAUUUUCCCACUUAUCUGCGGGUAGAAAUGAUGUUGUGGCCUGUGGAAGCCACAGGCACAGGCCGUGUGAGCCCAAGGCACUCACGUCAGAACUUACCAGCCAAGGAAGACUGUCAGUAGUUAAGCCCACGUUACAGUCACUGUGCCACCACCUUCCUGCCCACAGGUCUUAAGGCCAGAUAAUGGCACACCCGGACGUAGGACAAUCAUCACUGGAUGGUGGAGGUCCCCAGCAGCUCCAAACAAGGGUCCAGCCAGGCCUCUGUGACCAGGCUAGGGUGUAGCGAGGCUGUGGGGAGCAGUAUUUUAGUCAGGCCCUGAGCACUGGGGUGGGUGUCAGCUGGGCCCCCCUCAUCAAUCUUGGCAUCUGUCUCAGUUGGGAUCCUGUUGCAGAAAGCAAGAGCUGUUUUAUCUUUAGACAAGGAUUUAUUACCAGGUCCCUAGUGGCUUUGUAAAAUCAUUGGAAGGGCUGGAGGAGCAGACUCUGCUGAAUUUCCAGGAACAGCUCCCAGCCGCCAAAUUCAUCAUGUCUGUUGAGACCAGGAACACGGCUCCCAUCUGCAGGAAGCCCCUGCAUCAAGAAGCCGCUGGCUGCAGAACUGCGCUGACUCUGCUACUGUCCGCGCCAGUCAGUGGAUGUCCUGAGGGCUGCCUCCCCCCAUUCAAUUCAAUUUCCAGAUCCAAAUGUCUACGAGGGGGGGCUUCCCUGGUGGCGCAGUGGUUGGGAGUCCGCCUGCCGAUGCAGGGGAUGCGGGUUCGUGCCCCGGUUCGGGAAGAUCCCACGUGCCGCGGAG
Delphinapterus leucas (beluga whale) is the source of this 3143-nucleotide messenger RNA. It is a transcript of the gene TRIM62, whose product is annotated as tripartite motif containing 62. The record is from RefSeq and is a predicted model, not a curated record. Gene Ontology annotation, molecular function: zinc ion binding; protein binding. NCBI's taxonomy places the organism in Eukaryota, Metazoa, Chordata, Mammalia, Artiodactyla, Monodontidae.